GCCUUACUCAGACUCCUCUCUCGCUCGCUCUCUCGGCGGCUACAGCUGGACGCUUCUCCUCUGCCACCGCCACUGCUCCGCGCACAUCCCUACAAUGGCUAAAACAGCAAUGGCCUACAAGGAAAAGAUGAAGGAGCUGUCUAUGCUGUCGCUGAUCUGCUCCUGCUUCUACCCGGAGCCACGCAACAUCAGCAUCUACACCUAUGAUGACAUGGAGGUGAAGCCCAUCAACAAGCGCGCCUCCGGCCAGGCCUUUGAGCUGAUCUUAAAGCCGCCGUCUCCCAUCUCGGAAGCUCCACGAACUCUAGCUUCUCCAAAGAAGAAAGACCUGUCCCUGGAGGAGAUCCAGAAAAAGCUGGAGGCUGCAGAGGAGCGAAGAAAGUCUCAAGAGGCUCAGGUGCUGAAGCAGUUGGCAGAGAAGAGGGAGCACGAGCGAGAGGUCCUCCAGAAGGCCUUGGAGGAGAACAACAACUUCAGCAAGAUGGCGGAGGAGAAGCUGAUCCUGAAAAUGGAACAAAUUAAGGAAAACCGUGAGGCUAAUCUAGCUGCUAUCAUCGAACGCCUGCAGGAAAAGGAGAGACAUGCUGCAGAGGUGCGCAGGAACAAGGAACUGCAGGUUGAACUGUCUGGCUGAAGCAAUGGCGGGUAUGGCACGCCCCUCCCAUGGUAAAUCCCCCUGCCUAUAUUAUAUGGAUCAUGCGAUAUCAGUAUGGGAAAUGUAUGACAUGGUUUAAAAAGAACUCAUUAUGGAAAACAAAACAAAAAACAGAAACAAAAAUAAAAUAAAAAAUCAAUGCGGUCUCUUUGCAGAAUGUUUUGCUUGAUGUUUAAAAAAGUACCUUGGAUCUUAUUUUGUAAAUAUUUACAUUUUUGUUAAAAAAUACAAGUAUUGCAUUAUGCAAGUUAUUUCAUAACCUUACAUGUCUUGUAACAGGCUUUGGAUGUUGUGUCUUUCCACUCAAGUGAAUUUGCUAGGUCUGUUCUUUUGAAAGCUGCCCAUGCCCUUUUCAUUCCAACUGAAAAAUGAGGUCAGUAGACAGUCUAUGGUGCUAGAAACCCACCAUUGCCUAAUGACCUAGAUGACUCCAUACUCUCUGAGCUUGACCGAGACCACACCUAGAUCGUGGGUACGGUGUGUCCUUGUGAACCUUCACCUUUGCUCAUAAUCUGCUUCCUGCCUAGAAACCACAAAGCCAGGCUAAGGAAAUCCACCAGUCACAGCACUUACUUCUGCUCCUAGUGGAUUAUGUGCUAUACACGUGUUUGGGUUUUAGAAACAGAUGCAUGGGAAAACUAAUCUGAGCUCAAUCAGGGUGGAAGUGAAAGGCUGAGCCUUCUAACGCGCUGAUCACAAACGCAAAGCCAGAGGGUUCACGCGGCCCGGAAACUGUUCUUCAUGACGUGGGCUGACCUCUCUUGCUUCAGCUAUUACGAUGGAAUGAAUUAAUUAACAUGUCGGGUGGCUUAUCUGUGGGCGCCAGGGGUGAGGAUGUUCAUUUUAAGCUUUUGCCUGUAGUACAAGCACAUAAUGCUGCUGAAUAUUUUUCCACUUGGAGACUGUGAGCUGGUUGUUGCAUUAGAAACACAAACAAAAUCACAAACACUGUGGACUUUUACUCAAGCUGGUCUUUCUUCCCCAGUGUAGGGCAAGCCUGCCUAUAAACAAGACCAAAUCACUCCAUCUGUGAUGCUGACGCAGUUAAGGGGCGAGGCAGGGCAUUUGUGCCAAGUGUAAGAAUCAGCAGAGACCCAGCAUACAUACCUAUUGCAGUUUUGAAGUUGUUUCUCCCCAACUCCCAACUCCUGAAGGUUGCUGCCUGCAUAUUUACUCUUCGUCAGUGCUAUCUUCUUGUAUGUCAUUGUGAGCAAGCUGUGAUGAAUAAAGAA
Apodemus sylvaticus (European woodmouse) is the source of this 1887-nucleotide messenger RNA. It is a transcript of the gene Stmn2, whose product is annotated as stathmin 2. NCBI's taxonomy places the organism in Eukaryota, Metazoa, Chordata, Mammalia, Rodentia, Muridae. The transcript is spliced from 5 exons. Gene Ontology annotation, molecular function: tubulin binding. Gene Ontology annotation, biological process: regulation of microtubule polymerization or depolymerization; microtubule depolymerization; neuron projection development. Gene Ontology annotation, cellular component: neuron projection; growth cone; cytoplasm. The record is from RefSeq and is a predicted model, not a curated record. Bases 95 to 634 code for a protein of 179 amino acids.